Molecule: messenger RNA, 4213 nt
Organism: Acipenser ruthenus (sterlet)
Lineage: Eukaryota; Metazoa; Chordata; Actinopteri; Acipenseriformes; Acipenseridae
Product: sentrin-specific protease 7-like
Exons: 24
Coding region: 274-3375 (1033 amino acids)
Biological process (GO): protein desumoylation
Cellular component (GO): nucleus; cytoplasm
Molecular function (GO): SUMO-specific endopeptidase activity
Source: RefSeq, a predicted model, not a curated record
AGGAAGUGAUUUUUUUUUUUUAAAGUGCUAUCUGUUUUUGAGAAUUUGCUAUCGUUGUCUCAAAAUACCAAAACAAAACCAGCAUUUUAUGUAUUUUCUGGCAACUAAUGUUAUUAUUAUUACAUUAAUUUCAUUAAUUUGAAUACUGGCACGUGGGGCCGUUGCUGGUUUGUUUUGCGAAACUACAACUUGGUCAGAGUGCUGCUGAUUUUGAUGAUGGGGCACUGCGUCUGAUUCCUCAAAACCUUUUCCUAAUAAGUGUUUACUGGUGUCAUGGAGCCAAACAGCGUGCUCACUCUGUCUCCAGAACUGGACAUAGCUGAUCCCUCCAAGAUGGCAGUAACUUUCAGAAUACCUAAGAGGAAACCAUCUUCAGACUCAAAGUGCAUGCACAUGCAGUCUCCUUUGUCACGUCAUUCUAAUUCUGGAUACGGAAGUGAUAACAGCUUAGAUAAGGUGUGUUGGAGUCAGUCCCCUAAUGAUGACAGAAGGAAAAAAGACUUGCCACCUUUCAACAAAAGUAACAUUUUCCUCAAUAACCAGGCAGCAAAAGACAGAGCGGCAUGGUCCUGCAGGAAUUCCAAAGUUGCAUUGAUGGAUGUCUUGCUGACUGAAAAAGGCCGACAUUAUUUAAGCAGACAGCAAAACACUGAUUGUAGUUCGACACACACUGACCGGUCUGACUGUCGGUCACCCCCACCCUCCUCUUCAUGUGAGUUAUCCGAGCAAAGCAUUGCACCGACUGCAGCUCGUCAAACCUCUCCUUCAAAAAGGGGACGGCCCAGGAGAGCCUCCGAUUCCUUGAUUCUUCAGAGGAAUGAGAAUUUGAAAACAAGAUCAGAUUAUUUUCCUCUGAGGAGAUCCAAUGUGGAAUCCAAAGAUUCUCCAGCAACAAGCAAGAGAAAGAGUGAGAAAUCCAGUGAAAGUAAAAGGGCAAAUGAGAAGUGCAGUGAGACUUCUCUUGGAUCCAGUGAACUUAAAGAUCCUUCCUCGGAGUGCCACAAGAGGAGAAGAUCAGAAAAUAGCAUUCCGGAUCCCACCAUUAACAUGGAUCAAGACCGGACAGUGACUCCACACAGAGAGAGAAAGUACAGCAUUGUGGCCACAUCACCAAGCAAGAAACGAGAAACUGAAAAGGGGCUCGACGGACAUCAAACCCUGUGCAAGGAAAGUGUUCUGAAGGAGUCUGUACGAGCUAUGGGGAUUGAAAGAAAGAGGCUGUGCUUCGAGCAAGAGGCAGAGUCCCAUCCCCUCAGACAACAGAUGGAACAGCAACCAACCCUGCAAGAAGCAACCACUCUCAGGAAGCAUUCUCCCACAGGCAACCCAGAGAGUGAUGCAGAAAGACCAAUGUGUAAAGAGAAAUCUAUCACCCUCAGGGCACAGUGUUAUAGAACUAAGCCCAAGAAGCCCUCAUCUUGUUCGAGUGAGCCUAUUGUACUCUCUAGCGACGAAGAGGAAGGAAAUGCCUGCCCCACCAGCUCUUCUUCCCUGACUCCCACCAUCAGGUGCCUGCGGCUACAUGCCCAAAAGACCCCCAACAGCAGAGACUCAGGCACAGCCAGCGAGUCCUCUGGCAGCGAGUCACAGACUGGGACCACAAACGAGAGCAGCGAGGGUCAGAUGACAGAUGUGAGGACAGCCAAGGGUUUAAAGACUCCAGUUCCUUCCAGGAGAAAGAGCACAAAAGAGAGGGAUGCCUUGUUAGAACUGAACUUCACUGCUGUACAUAUGGGAAAAAUAAAAGGGGUGGCGCACGGCUGCAUUCAAUUUAUGGCUGACAGUAUUAUAAUACCUCUGAAAGAUCCCGAAGAAGAGUGUCUCUCAUUGUCAGUGGUGACGUCCCAGUUACAGAAAUAUGGAAUAUGGAAUCAAAGCUCUGGGGAAGACCCAAGUGAAACUCACACAGUCAUUUUCCUGUGGGUCUCCGGGGCUCAGGCACAGCUGAUUCAAAAGGAGUUAUCGGCAAUCCAUCCAGUGGAACAGCCCUCUAAAUACAGUGAGUUUCUCUUUGUUGAACUGUGCUCACCCCCUGACGAGCAGCAGCAGCAGUUGCUGAAGAAGCUGAUGUGUGAGACGGGCAGGAGAAGUGAGAUCCCGAGCCUGUGUGCCGCGGUGCCCUGGGAGGAGGGCCACGCUCUGUUCCAGGGUGUCUCCAGUGACUGCCCCUUCAUCUCCUCCUGGUGUCUGAGCCAGGUGCAGGACCAGGAACAGGAGGAGAGUGCCAUGACCCCACCCUCCUCAGGCUCUCCACAGAAGGAAUGGACUCGGCCCGAACCCAGCUACACUCUCUGUCACCGGAGAACGAAGGAUACCUACUCUGUUUCAGUUGGUUUGAGACCAAGCAAGUGUUGGAAGGAACACAAGUACACAGGACCAUUGACAAAACUAAUUGUGUUCCCUCCCCCUCCUACCAAAGGAGGGAUUGCAGUCACCAUUGAGGAUGUGGAGUGCCUUGACAAUGGACAGUUUCUCAAUGACGUCAUCAUUGAUUUCUAUCUGAAGUAUUUAAUGAUUGGAAAAGUGCCAAAUAAUGUUGCUGAGCGCACACACAUCUUCAGCAGCUUCUUCUACAAGCAACUGACCAGGAAAGACACCCCAAAAGAGGGGGCAGCAAACAUCUCAGCUCAGCACAGGAGACACCAAAGAGUGAAAACCUGGACUCGGCAUAUAGAUAUCUUUGACAAGGAUUUCAUCUUUGUACCAGUUAAUCAGGAGGCACAUUGGUACCUGGUUGUAAUUUGUUUUCCUGGGAUGGAGGAACCAAAGUAUGAGGACAGAAGCAACCAGUGCCCCAGGAAGAAUGGAGAGAGGAGCAGUUCAGAGGAAGAGGAGGGUACGGCUGCUGGAGGAAAAGCAUUAAAUGGAUUAAUGAAGGGGACAUGUGAAAAAAGUAGCAGCAGUAACCAAGAGAAAGCAGGUAGUACAGAAUUUCCCAAAGCUGCAUCAUCAAGCGUGAAUAAAUUACAGGAUUUACCGGAAUGUACAGAAAAAUACUGUCGAAGAGCAAAGGUUUAUAAAAGGCCCUGUAUUCUCAUAAUGGAUUCUCUGAAAGUUUCAUCACAUGAGCGCACAGUCAAACAAUUAAGAGAGUACCUGCAGGUGGAAUGGGAUGUCAAGAUGGGGACGCCCAGGAGUUUCACAUCAGACCAGAUGACAGGAUCAAACUGCAGAGUACCGUUGCAGGACAACAGCAGUGACUGUGGGAUCUAUCUACUGCAGUACGUGGAAAGCUUCCUGAAGAAUCCCGUAGUCCACUUUGAAUUUCCAGUUCAGCUAGAAAGGUGGUUUCCCCGACAGGAGGUAAAGAGAAAACGGGACAGGAUUAGAGACUUGAUUCUGCAGCUGUACAGACAACAGAAGAGCAGCAGCUGAUGAACAUGGUGGCUGAACCUUUCACAGACACUGCAUAGGAUUACCAGAACGCUACUUAACAGAUUUAAUUUUGUGCACAAACUGAAUUGUGUAUGUAAUGGCCUACAUUUUUUAAAUGUUUUUGUUUUAAAUGUCUACCUUUUUAUUAAUGGUUAUUAAAAACAAACAAAUAAAAAAAAUGUGUACAUAUAGGUAUAAAUAUUAUAAAUAAAUAUUUAGGAUAUAUAUCCGAGUUUUUUGUUUUCUUGUGCCUUUUAAGUUUACCAGAAGCUCUUGAAUUUGUUUAAUGGAUCUUGGUGGUAUUUCCUACACCUGUCAGUAAAAAGAAGCUUCUAAGUAUAAAUGGAACUAAUUUAUUAGGAAUGUGUUCCGGGAACCACUAAAGAGUUCUAGUCUGGAUUGUUGAGAAGCUAAUACGAGACCAGUUCCGUAGCUUGCAAGUGGGACCGGACACCUUCAUCACUGACAAUGUCAUAAAUGAUCUUAGAAGCAUGCAAGUCCCCUUCCAUAUGAAAACAAGGCCCUCUAACAGGACACACCGAUGAUAUCCUGUACCGUUACUACACACAAAACUGUGUAACUGUAGCUUAACAAAUCAUUUCAGAAAGCUUACCUGUUUUACACUUCCAUCAUCUAAAAAGAUCUGAAAUGUGCAGUUUUAAAAUAAACAUGUUUUGAAGCACACAUGUAAUUCAUUUUAAGACAUGAUUAUCUCGUACUAUUCAAAGUUAAAGGAAUCUCUCAGUUGCAAUGUCUUAUUCUCAGGUUAUUUGUUUGCACUUGCACUUCCUGGGUGUAGAGCAUUUCUGAAACUAUUUUGUUAGCUUUGAUUACUUUA